Molecule: messenger RNA, 2220 nt
Organism: Gadus chalcogrammus (walleye pollock)
Lineage: Eukaryota; Metazoa; Chordata; Actinopteri; Gadiformes; Gadidae
Gene: smarcb1a
Product: SWI/SNF related, matrix associated, actin dependent regulator of chromatin, subfamily b, member 1a
Exons: 9
Coding region: 50-1171 (373 amino acids)
Biological process (GO): chromatin remodeling; regulation of transcription by RNA polymerase II
Cellular component (GO): nuclear chromosome; nucleus
Molecular function (GO): transcription coregulator activity
Source: RefSeq, a predicted model, not a curated record
UGAAUUUGCGCAUGCGCACAAACUCCAGGCUUUGUUGUUGCAUUUCGCCAUGGCGCUUAGCAAGACCUUUGGACAGAAACCUGUCAAAUUUCAGCUCGAGGAUGAUGGAGAUUUCUAUAUGAUCGGGUCAGAGGUGGGGAACUACCUCCGCAUGUUCCGGGGUUCCCUCUACAAGAGGUACCCAUCCUUAUGGAGGAAACUAGCAUCGGUUGAGGAACGGAAGAAGAUAGUUGAAUCAUCACAUGAUCACGGCUACACGUCAUUGGCCACCAGCGUCACUCUGUUGAAGGCGUCUGAAGUAGAAGAGAUCUUUGAAGGAAACGACGAGAAGUACAAAGCUAUAUCUAUCAGCACAGAACCUCCAGCAUACCUUAGGGAGCAGAAGGGCAAGAGGAACAGCCAGUGGGUCCCCACCCUCCCCAACAGCUCCCACCAUCUGGACGCCGUCCCCUGUUCCACCACCAUCAACCGCAGCCGGCUGGGCCGUGACAAGAAGAGGACCUUCCCCCUCUGCUUCGACGACCACGACCCCGCUGUGAUCCAUGAGAAUGCCACCCAGGCCGAGGUCCUGGUUCCCAUCCGUCUCGACAUGGAGAUCGAGGGCCAGAAACUCAGAGACGCCUUCACCUGGAACAUGAACGAGAAGCUGAUGACUCCGGAGAUGUUUGCGGAGAUCCUGUGUGACGACCUGGACCUCAACCCCCUGGCCUUCGUGCCGGCCAUUGCCUCAGCCAUCCGCCAGCAGAUGGAGUCCUACCCCACGGACAGCCUGCUGGAGGAGCAGAGCGACCAGAGGGUCAUCAUCAAGCUCAACAUCCACGUGGGGAACAUUUCUCUGGUGGAUCAGUUUGAGUGGGACAUGUCUGAGAGGGACAAUUCCCCGGAGAAGUUUGCCCUGAAGCUGUGCUCGGAGCUGGGCCUUGGGGGGGAGUUUGUCACCACCAUCGCCUACAGCAUCAGGGGACAGCUCAGCUGGCACCAGAGGACCUACGCCUUCAGUGAGAACCCGCUGCCCACGGUGGAGAUCGCCAUCAGGAACACAGGGGAGGCUGACCAGUGGUGCCCCCUGCUGGAGACCCUGACCGACGCCGAGAUGGAGAAGAAGAUCAGAGACCAGGACAGGAACACCAGGCGAAUGAGACGGCUGGCCAACACCGCCCCUGCCUGGUAGCCCCUCCUCCCCCAAAAGCCAGUGCUGGCUAGCUCGCAGCUAGCUGACGGUACGAGGCCUCAAAUGUUGGCGGCAAUCGAGACAUUCCUUCUGCUCGCUGGCCCAAAUCAGGUUGUCAUGUUGAUCUGCGUGUUUUAUUUAAUUUUCAAAUUCCCUGCUAGUUGACAGCACCAUCCCUCCCUGCCCCUCAGCCAAUGACUGUUGUCUCCGCACCGCCCAAUCACAGAUAAUAUAUGCUGUUGUUUUAGUUGUCUUUUUGUACAAUUUAAUAAUUCUUACAAAAUAAAAGUAAACAAUCUCAGUUUGUCUGUUUAUAUCUAUACAUCCUAUAUCAUAUGUAUACAUGAUUCAUCUUGUAUCUCGUCAAAUACCAAAGAAUCCAGCCCAGGUUUGUUGUUUGAAAUAUGGUUCUUUAAUCUUACAGUAGUCACUUCAGAAAACUGACAAAUGUCACGGUUCAUGCAAUAUCUGGUGCAUGAAUGUGUUGAUUGAAUGAUAAUGAUUGUGAUGGUCUUUGAGUCCACGGUCAGAUGGUUUGCAGCCAUGAGGUCGCAGGUGGGUUAUCUCUCUCAGCACUUUCUAUUCUGUGAUCUCCACAAAGGCAACAGGGAAAGUGCAGACCUGGCACAGAUUCCAGCGCUAGGCUGAAACCUUUCAGACCUCGUCCUUUAAAACAUUUAGUCAUGGUCCUAGUUGGCCACUGAUGACUGUUAAAUGUAUAAUGCUUUAUUUCUGCUAUAAAGAUAUAUAAUGUUUUACAAUGGUUUAAAAGGUUUUUAGAUAUUAAAUGUCACUUGCAGAGGUUUCACCUUCAUGCUUCACCGUUUUUGCAUAUUUGAGACAUAAAUAAAUAUGGAUAAUAUUCAUAUCAUCCUAAGCUAUUUGGUGGACGCUCUCCUCCAAUGCUUCUUGGAGUACUUCCAUAAGAUACCAGUUAUUUGGCCGGUCUAUUUCCGUCCCAUCGGAGCACAAGGAAGCUUGAUUCAGUAAGGCUAUUCUGUUAAUGUGUGGGACUGAAGGAAAGAGGCUGGUCGGACUUGAGGGUGGAC